AUGUUUACCCUUCUCCUCUGCGAAGGCGAUUACUGUAAUGUUCUGGAGCCACUGACAGGAGAAGAUGAAGAAUUCCAUCGUCUCGCUGGACAAAUGCACAGUGAUUUUGAAGAAAACCCGGGCAUGGCCAAUGUGAUAUUCAGGUCACAUGGAGGCAGUUGCUAUGGAAACAAGACCAUCAACAAUGAAACGUUUUUCUGUAUGACCAGCCAGACAGAUUCCAGGAGUGACACUGGACCACUUAGUAAAGACCCAGUGUUUUCUUUGGACCUGCUAGCGAGACAGAAAUUGUCAAAAGCUUACAAAAUAACUUUACUGUAAUCUUCUUACUCCUAACAAUCUGUGGCUUUCAAGUAACACUGCAAUAUUACAUACGUUCAUAUAUAAGUAAUGAUAAUUUAAUAGAUAAUAAUUCUGUGGUUUGAUACAAAACUUAUAUAUUGCCUAUUAUA
This is a messenger RNA of Ylistrum balloti, 452 nucleotides long. RefSeq lists its product as uncharacterized. The coding region runs from base 1 to 321 and encodes 106 amino acids. The record is from RefSeq and is a predicted model, not a curated record. Lineage: Eukaryota; Metazoa; Mollusca; Bivalvia; Pectinida; Pectinidae. The transcript has 3 exons.